AUGGAAAACCCUGAAGCUGCCUGCAGGGUAUUGUGCACUCAUUUCACCCUUGACACUCGACGACUCCUUCCCAUUCUCUCGCUACUGCCCGUGUCUGCCGCCUCCGCUCAGCCGCCGGCCUUUUGCAAUUCUUCCACAUCCCCAGUCGUUAUAGGGUCGAUCAGGUACCGACUCGACACGCUCUCCAGGAUAAUCUCAGGCAGCCCAUCCAAAAGCGGUAAUCACACCAUCGCUUCUCCAAUAUGGAACUGGUGGGGCUUAACACGCUGUUGCAUCCAACCGAGCGACCGGGAUAGGGCUGUCUCCCAACCACCAUCCAAUCAAGAAAAGGAUCGCCCAUGCAGCGCUGUACAACAGCUACAGCUGUACAACCUACUCCACUGGGACGAUUGCGUCAAUGCAGAUCUGCCGUCCCACGUUUACCAAUUCACGUUCAAGCACCCGCAUCCAGCCGAAUGCGCUCGUUGCGGCGAGCAUCUGACUGUUGUACCAAUACUUUCCUUCGCGCUUCCGCAGUUGUACCGAAAGAUGCGCAGCGCUAUGCAGCUCGACGGUUUCGGAUCGAACCGCAGAAGCACAUGCCGAUCCCGAAGGAACUAUCAUCAUCAUCGUCCUCCAAUUGAUGCCAUGCAUUGCGACGGUAACGUAGCCGUGGUACCACCAACACCCAGCGCUACAGUUCGUCCGAAUCGAUCAAGUCUGUAA
Molecule: messenger RNA, 705 nt
Organism: Alternaria alternata
Lineage: Eukaryota; Fungi; Ascomycota; Dothideomycetes; Pleosporales; Pleosporaceae
Exons: 4
Coding region: 1-705 (234 amino acids)
Source: RefSeq, a predicted model, not a curated record